Messenger RNA from Tarenaya hassleriana, 619 nucleotides. Its product is annotated as DCN1-like protein 4. Lineage: Eukaryota; Viridiplantae; Streptophyta; Magnoliopsida; Brassicales; Cleomaceae. Gene Ontology annotation, molecular function: cullin family protein binding; ubiquitin conjugating enzyme binding; ubiquitin-like protein binding. The record is from RefSeq and is a predicted model, not a curated record. The transcript has 6 exons. Gene Ontology annotation, biological process: positive regulation of ubiquitin-protein transferase activity; protein neddylation. Gene Ontology annotation, cellular component: ubiquitin ligase complex. The annotation marks the transcript as partial.
AAUCUGAGAAACAAGGAGUGGAGAAGAGGCUUGAAUGCAUCGAGGGCCGAUACUAUUAGUAAAUUGAAGAAAACCCUUCUGGAGCUCGCGAAAGAGGUCAGAAGGCCGUCAAAUUUUGCGGAUUUCUAUGCGUAUGCCUUCCAAUAUUGCUUGACAGAGAAAAAACAAAAGAGCAUAGACAUCGAAACUAUCUGCCAACUCCUCGAUAUCGUACUGGGAUCCACGUUCCGAGCCCAAGUUGAUUACAUUGUCGAAUAUCUUAAGAUCCAAAGUGAUUACAAAGUCAUAAACAUGGACCAGUGGAUGGGCUUUUACCGGUUCUGCAACGAGAUGAGUUUCCCGGACAUGACCAACUACAAUCCCGAGCUUGCGUGGCCAUUGAUUAUCGACAACUUUGUGGAAUGGAUUCGUGAAAAACAAGCCUGAAAGUUUCCAUCUUUGUCGAGCUGCUCAAGCCUCUGGCUUCAACAUUUUUCAUUAUUCCAGUUUCUUUCAUCAAACAAACCUCAAAUUCAUUUUUAAAAAAAAAGAAUGAUAGAGCGACGUAUACGAUUCUUGUUACAUGCAUGCGAUUGAUAGAUAACUAGCACCUAAUACUGUAUUUGAUUUUUUUACUUUA